Saimiri boliviensis boliviensis (Bolivian squirrel monkey) is the source of this 1485-nucleotide messenger RNA. It is a transcript of the gene COMMD8, whose product is annotated as COMM domain containing 8. The record is from RefSeq and is a predicted model, not a curated record. Lineage: Eukaryota; Metazoa; Chordata; Mammalia; Primates; Cebidae.
GAGAAUCACGUGGGCGAGCCGCGGCUUUGGACGCGGGACCAGCCUUGUCACGUGACCUACGCCCCAGCUUCUCUCAGGGAUGGAGCCGGAAGAGGGGACGCCCUUGCGGCAGCUGCAAAAGCUGCCGGCCGAGCGGGGCCCGCAGCUUCUUCACAAAAUAAUUGAUGGCAUUUGUGGUCGAGCUUAUCCUGUGUACCAAGAUUAUCACAGUGUUUGGGAAUCGGAAGAAUGGAUCCACGUUUUAGAAGAUGUUACCAAAUUUUUCAAAGCUGUAGUUGGUAAAAACUUACCCGAUGAAGAGAUACUUCAGCAAUUGAAUCAGUUGAAUUCAUCUCAUCAGGAAACUAUCAUGAAAUGCGUGAAAAGUAGGAAAGAUGAAAUCAAACAGGCUCUGUUAGGAGAAAUAGUUGCUAUUUCCUCUGCACAGCUACAGGAUUUUGAUUGGCAGGUAAAGCUUGCACUUUCCAGUGACAAGAUUGCUGCAUUACGAAUGCCACUUUUAAGCCUGCAUCUAGAUGUAAAAGAAAAUGGUGAAGUAAAACCAUAUUCUAUUGAAAUGAGUAGAGAGGAACUGCAGAAUCUAAUACAUUCCUUGGAAGCAGCAUAUAAGGUGGUCCUGCAGUUGAAAUAACUGGAAAUGAUGAAUACCAGUGCUAUCAGAUGUUAUUGCUCCAACUUAUAUGGCAGAGUGAAUACUGUGUGUUCAGAAACGCUGCGAUAUCUUGACUCUUACACCAGGCUGAGAAAGCGGCAGUGUUGAUAUUAUAAAAGAUAAAACUUUAUCAACAUUCCUUAACAGGAAAUUACAUGGUUGAGAGGAAAUGCAUAAAAUGAAAGAUGAAAAAUCCAUAGUAGCAGUUUAUAUUUUCAUGAUUGUUUUGCUUCAUUUAUUAAAUAUAUGAGAAAUCUUUGGAGAUACACAGUUUUAUUGAAAGCUAAAAAUAAGUUCUAAUGUAAUGUAAACAUAUAAAGCACAAAUAUACUUGAAUACUGCUUAAAGAAUUAUGUGAAUAGCAACAUAUAUUAUGGAUAUAUAAUUACUUUGUGAUAUUUUUAAAAAUUAACUUUUUCAAAGAAUGUAUUAGCUGCAUAUAUAACUCAGGAGAUUCCAUAUCUUUCUCAUAUUUCAGAGGAAAGUUAUAAAAUGUAAAAUUUCUUAGAGAAUAUCUCUGUCGGAGACAAGAACAAAUACUCUAAACUUAUGUGAGCAAUUUUGAGUUUAUGAAUUCUAGAAACUAAAAUCUCUAGAAUAUAGAAAAAUGAAAGUAACAUUGUUACUUCUGCAUUUCUAUGUUUGGGAAACAUUGCUCUGAGAAAAAACAGAUGUCAUUGUGCAGUGUGUAUAUUAUUCAAAUAUCAGAUUAUGUACAGGUCCACUUUUGUUAAUAAACUCAAUAUUGAAUACUUUUGGAUGUUAACAGAUUCAUUGGAAAAACAAACCAUUUGUAACCUCAGUUAACUUUAAAAACAAGUAUUCUGAGCAAA